Tuber aestivum (summer truffle) is the source of this 2005-nucleotide messenger RNA. The record is from the annotation of a GenBank genome assembly. Lineage: Eukaryota; Fungi; Ascomycota; Pezizomycetes; Pezizales; Tuberaceae.
AUGGCCUCACUAUCGUCUUUUAGAGCUUCGCGUUCGUUUAAUUCUACCUCCGGCGAACUCAACCUCCGUAUAAACCUGCAAGAUAACACCGUAUCGCGACCUCCUACUGCGCCCGUCUCCGAAGCCGGCGACGCCUCGGCCCAACCGUCCAUCGUUUCAGCUGCCUCUUCAGCUGCUCCUGGGCGCCGAGAAACGCUCCGGAAAGCGAUCGCCCAGAGAAAGUAUCGGGGAUGGACUAUCGACCCAGCUACCUCCUCUACCGACGAUGAUGUAGGAUUGGUUGAUGGUGAUGGUGUGCCUGAUCCGAGGGCUGAAGGAGUUGUGGAGAGUACGGAGGAGGAGGACAUAGAGGUUGUCGUGCCAUCCGGUAGCGGCGGCGAAGGUGGGUCGCUGCAGGGCCGGGGGAGAGACAGGUCGAACACGGGCGGGAAUGCGAGAAGGGGUAGUGCGGAACACGUGCUUGAGAGGAGGGGGUCGCGGAGGCAGAAAGAAAAGGAGAUUGCGGAGAUGGAUAUUCUUUAUGAGAACCAGAGGGGGUAGGUUUCAUCUAGGUUGCGUUGGGGUUUUAUUGGACUGAUGGAAGUUUGCGUGGGGGGUAGGGUAUUUAUUUGCGGUAUUCCCUUAUUUUCCUCGAGGGGAUUGUUGAACCUCGACCCCGCGCCCUGGCAAAAUGGGUUAUUUCGUGAUUCGGCUGUGAGCAUUGUCAACGCACAGCUCCCAGAUCCGUCGUGGGCUUGGGUGAUUUUGCCCUCUCUGCCUCCCGUAAUAUGUUUUGUGGCUAGCCGUAGCUGACUCAACAUAGGCCUGGAAAACCUGGUAUGUGGACAUGACACAAGAUGUGGAUGAGGAAGGAUGGACGUACAGCUUCUCUUUCAAUCCUGCGUUCUCGUGGCACGGAAACCAUGUGUGGUUCCACUCCUUCGUUCGUCGACGUCGGUGGCUACGAAAGCGUAUUAAAAUAUUCUAUAAUCCGGACUUUUCCUCUCGUGAGGGUAGCCAGGAACGGCCCCAUGGGCUUAACCAAGACUAUUUCACCAUACACUCUCGGCACUUUUCAGACGGUGGAUCGGCCGGGGCAGGAGGCCGAAAGAAGAGACAACGAAGAAGUGUAAUGGAAGGAAGUGAAUGGACGGGGCAGAGUGCGGGGAUGGAUGAUGAUGAUGAAGAGGAAGGAUUUAUAACUGAUAUUCCAAAACUUUUGAGAGUGCUAAGAAUCGCCCGAUUGGAUCGCGAGAAGAUCGAAGUUGUAGAGAAAUUCCUAAAGGAUGGUGGGGAGGAGGUGGCAUAUCUCCCCGAGAGGGUAUGAUUCCUUUUAUGUGGGAAGGUUUCUUUUACUGACCCAAUACUAGAUACCUCACAUCAUGUCAUUGAUGAUAUUCCAAGCAUCCCGUCGACAACUCCUAAAGCUCCUUAUUACCGCAGCCGAUGAACUCAUCCCAUCACAACCCUCAUCUACCGUAUCAACCCCACACGCUGAGCGCUCAGAUAUUCUCCCAGCGGAUGGCCCACCAACACCACAGACAGGGCCGGUGCUGGGGCCGCAGCCGGGAACGCAGGAAGCGGGCCGGGGAGCCGCUAGGCAAAGAAAACACGAGGGCCUCAAGAAAGCAAUCGAAGCUGCGGAGCAAGAAGUCCGCCGACUCGAAUAUUGGAGUGACAUUAAGGAGGCCGCCGCCGAAACUGAGGGCAGCGUGAAAGCUGCCGAAGAACGGACUGGUGGAUUGCCCCUUGGGAUGGAUGAUUCGGAACUCAAAUGGAAGGGAAAGGAGGUGGAAAAGUGAAACGAGUAGGAAUCUGGUAUAUCUAAUUGGGUUUGGAAGGCUUUCUCAUGGUUGCCGUUACGGGUGGUCUUUGCUUUUUGCGUUCUGCUAGGUGGUUGGGUUUAUUUUCGCAAAGGAUUGCGGGGUUUCAUUCUUCUGUUCGGAUACCAGGCGCAUUUUACUGUGGGGGGGGUUUUGAAAAUAAAAUAAAAAUAGGACACCAUGAAUUGAGAAAGUGUUCAUAU